AUGGUAGUGGUAGGAAGAGAAGAGGAGUACUUGAAGCUGGAACGCUAUCUAGACAUGUUUUUUAGCACAGAGACAGGAGGGAUUGUCUACAUAAGUGGGGUUCCGGGAUCUGGGAAGACACACACGGUGUUGAGACUGAUGGAAAAAAGACAGGUCAAGCAUCUGUUCUUGAAUGCAGCUGGGUUGAGGUUAAAAAGGGAUGUUUAUAAGUGGAUCCUCACAAAUCUAUCCUGCUGCACCGAUCCAAAGCGUAUGUAUUUAAAAAGUCUCCAGAAACACUUUAUGGAAUGUAUUUCUCACCAUGUGGUUGUGAUUGAUGAAGUGGAUAUUCUUAUAGGAAGGAGCCAAGAAGUGUUAUACAAUUUGUUUGAUAUGCCAUACCUGGAAAACAGCAAGCUUCUGCUGUUUGUAAUUUCCAAUACAAUGAAUCUUCCCGAGAGACUGUUUGAGCCUAAGGUUUGUAGCCGGAUAGGAGGGAGAAGAGUUAACUUCACGCCAUACACAUCUGCACAACUGUGUGAGAUGGCUGGAAGUUGCGGAGUGAACAAGGGUUGUGUUGAGCUUGUUUCAAAGAGAAUUGGGGGAGUCAGUGGAGAUGCUCGAAAGGUAAGGGAUGUGAUUGAGAGGGUUAAAGAAAGUGAGAGGGGGAGUGAGGCAGGGAUAUUAGAUGUGGACGAUAUUAUGAGAAAAAUGUAUGUUCCUGUAUACACCUACUACCUUCAAAACCUGUCUUCUUAUCAAAAAACCAUUAUAUUUCUGGUUAGCGGAAGCGAGCAGGACAGAAUGAAAACCAAUGAACUUUACGAUGAGUUUGUCUCUUUCUGCAGAAGAUCUGGAAUGAAAGAAGUGGGGUUUUUUGAGUACUUGGAUCUCCUCGAGGUGUUAGUGGACUACGGGCUCCUUGGAGUUAGGAGCUUGGGGAAAGAGAUUCAAUGUAUGGUUCUGCGGGAGGAGGUUGAAAAGAGCCUUGGGUCGGACAAGGAGUAUCUGGAAAUAACCGGGAGGGCGGGGAGUAGAAGAUGUUUUUUGAAGAACUCUGGUUAA
Encephalitozoon intestinalis ATCC 50506 is the source of this 1044-nucleotide messenger RNA. Its product is annotated as origin recognition complex subunit 1. Gene Ontology annotation, biological process: mitotic DNA replication checkpoint signaling. The transcript has a single exon. Gene Ontology annotation, molecular function: ATP hydrolysis activity; DNA replication origin binding. The record is from RefSeq and is a predicted model, not a curated record. NCBI's taxonomy places the organism in Eukaryota, Fungi, Microsporidia, Unikaryonidae. Gene Ontology annotation, cellular component: nucleus. The coding region runs from base 1 to 1044 and encodes 347 amino acids.